Messenger RNA from Didymodactylos carnosus, 1563 nucleotides. Lineage: Eukaryota; Metazoa; Rotifera; Eurotatoria; Philodinida; Philodinidae. The record is from the annotation of a GenBank genome assembly.
AUGAAAGAAGCAUUCACAACGCAUGGCCAAACGUUGCCCGCACUCGGGUUUGGUUAUCAGGGAACCGGUCUAUCCGGGGCCGGUUUGCCGCUGUUAGCCAUAUGCUGUUUGGCUGUAAUAGGUUUACUAGUAGCAGCUGCCAUUGUUCUUGCAUUAAUACCAGUUUAUCUUCCGCGGCAUUCUGUAGAUACCCAUCGACCACAAAGUGGCGUGCUAACCAUGACAUAUGAUUUAUUUAUAAAUGCAACUACAUCAAGGGAAACUUUUAUUGCUGCACUUGGUACAGUUAAUUCGGCAACGCAGAAAAGGAUACAAGUUUUGUUACAACAGAAAUUAUCUGGCAAUUCAAGAACAAAAAAUGUUGAUAUUCUUUUAAACAAUGCUGUGAUCACAGCAGCAACAACAGACACCAAGACUAGACGACAUCCAUUCGGUCCUAUAGCAUUGCUUACGGCAUCAACUGAAACAAGCCCACAAUCUCCUUCCACACAAGUGCCUCAUAACAGUAUUCCUGGAAAUAAUACAGCGUCACCCGAAAUAACAGUCCCACAAACCACCGUCUUCUCCGUUCCUCGAAGUGAUACAGUAUCGAAGAGAAUAACACUCCCACAAACCACCGUCUUCUCCGUUCCUCGAAGUGAUACAGAGAGAAUAACACUCCCACAAACCACCGUCUUCUCCGUUCCUCGAAGUGAUACAGAGAGAAUAACACUCCCACAAACCACCGUCUUCUCCGUUCCUCGAAGUGAUACAGUGUCGAAGAGAAUAACAGUCCCACAAACCACCGUCUUCUCCGUUCCUCGAAGUGAUACAGUAUCCAAGAGAAUAACACUCCCACAAACCACCGUCUUCUCUGUACCUCGAAGUGAUACGACAUCCAUUGGAAUAAUUACACAAACAGCUGAGAUGACAUCCUCACAACAAACUUCGGUCUCCUCUAAGCCUGGCGUAAACACGAUCACCACUAGAGUCAUAACACAAUCAGGAACAACAACAACGCAGCCCUUCUCAGGAACUCCUCCACAGACUGUUGGUUAUUCUGCCUCAAAUUCAAACACUACAUCGGUGGCGGUAGUCCCUACACAAUCGACUACCACCAUCACGUCUACCCCGCAGACGCCGUUCUUUACUAAACCAGGAACUGAUACGACUUCUACUGGAAUCACAACUCAAACCAUACCAGUUACUCAACAAACUUCUGUCUUUUUUGAAUUGGGUGUAAAUACCACCAGUACCGAAGUUGUCACGCAAGCGACAACGUCUCCUCUAGCAACUUUUGUUGUUUCGCUUCCAGACACUGGAACAACAUUUACAACAGCUACAAAUCCAAUUAUGUCCACAGCAACAAACAAAUUAAAAGCUGGUUGUCUUUGUCGUUUCAUUUCUUAUCAGUGUUCAACAGAUACCGAUUGUGGACAAGAUGGCAUGUGUAUGAAUCCAACCGCCACUCAGUGUUUAAAUGGAGUUAGCUAUUGUGCUGUGAAGGCUACUGGCUCAAACUGCAACCAAGCAUUAGGUAUGUGUUUUCGCGGUACAUUUGCCGUUCAUGUGAACGAGACAUAA